Messenger RNA from Drechmeria coniospora, 1080 nucleotides. RefSeq lists its product as uncharacterized. Lineage: Eukaryota; Fungi; Ascomycota; Sordariomycetes; Hypocreales; Ophiocordycipitaceae. Bases 1 to 1080 code for a protein of 359 amino acids. The transcript is spliced from 2 exons. The record is from RefSeq and is a predicted model, not a curated record.
AUGCCCCUAUGCAAAGCGCUGGUGGACUUCAGACCUCAACUCAGGUCCGGCGCAUACACACGUACUGGAGGAAUCGCACUAGAGCAUCGCGACGAGCAGGACAGGAUUGCGGAGAACUCGAGAGCACAGCUAAGGCAGCGGCCAAGCAGGUACCACGAUGCCAUCAAGCGGCAGAGAAAGAUGCACUGGAACGAGUUUCUUGCUGACAACAACAACAUAUGGAAGGCCGCGAAGUAUCUGAAGUCAGGAAACGAUAUGGCGUUCGGGAAGGUGCCACAGCUCGUAAGGGCUGACGGCACACGUACGGCCAAUAGCAUCGAACAGACUGAAGAAAUGCUGCCCACCUUCUUCCCUCCUCUACCGGAGGUCAUUGAAGACGGUGCUGGAGUCUGUUGUUGCAGAGAGGAUCUCACAUGCCGUCGAGACUAUGGACUGUUACCAACGAACCACUUUGGAGCCCGCAAGCAGCGGUCUGCCGAGCAAGCGUUAAUACUGCUGCAGGAACAAAUCUACGCAGACUGGCGAGGUCGACGGAUCCUCAGCUUGGUGAGCUUUAAAGUCAAAGGGGCCUACAACGGAAAGAACUACUCAGAUGGGUGGAAGCCUUUUGCUCGAACCGCACGGCGACUAUUCAAGUCAAUGGACAAACAUCGGAGGUGCAAAGUUUACCACAAGCUGGGCUGCCACAAGGUUCCCUACGGGUCUCCGAUCCUGUUCCUAUUCUUCAACGCAGACCUGGUGCAGCGGCGGAUAGACUGUUACGGUGGAGCUAUAGCCUCUAUCGACGAUUUUACGGCAUGGGCUACUGGCCCAACGGCGGAGAACAAUUGUGAUGAGAUUGAAGCGAUCAUCGAAACGGCGCUAGAUUGGGAACGAAGGAACGGUGCCACUUUCGAGGCGGACAAGACGGCAAUCCUACACUUCGCUCGGAAGUCGUAUAAGUCGGACGCAGAACCCUUCGCGGUCAAGGAUCGGCUGGUUCAACCGAAAACGCAGGUCAAGGUUCUGGUUCUCGGAGUAAUCAUGGAUGCCGGGCUGAAUACAAAGAACACAUCGCGAGGGCAGCGACUAUGGGCUUAG